UUAACACCCCAACUGGUGCCUUGCCCCUGUGGUCCUGCCCCUCCUUGAUCCACUUCUCCUGCCUGGUCCUCGCACACAACACCCACCGCCCCGUCUCCUCCUCUCCUAGCAGCUCUCCACAGCUUCUCUCUCUACGGCUUGACAAGGAGAGAGAAAGGCGUCUAGCAGCAGCUGAUCCGCCCGGGAGCGCAACGCAGGCGAAGCAUGGAGCAAUACGACGAGCUCUUUCCUUCCGCCUACGUGGACUCCUCCUCCAACCUCCUGGUGCCCAACGGCGCGGCGCAAGGGGAGAGGCCGAGAGCGCGGCGCAGGAGGCGGCGGGCCGCGAGGUGCGGCGACGGAGGCGGCGAGCUGGACGGUGGAGGGGACCCCAAGAAGCGGCGGCUGAGCGACGAGCAGGUGGAGAUGCUGGAGCUGAGCUUCCGGGAGGAGCGGAAGCUGGAGACCGGCAGGAAGGUGCACCUGGCGGCCGAGCUCGGGCUAGACCCCAAGCAGGUCGCCGUCUGGUUCCAGAACCGCCGCGCCCGCCACAAGAGCAAGCUGCUCGAGGAGGAGUUCGCCAAGCUCAAGCAGGCACACGACGCCGCCAUCCUCCACAAAUGCCACCUGGAGAACGAGGUGAUGAGGCUGAAGGAGAGGCUGGAGGUCACCGAGGAGGAGCUGGCGCGGGUCAGAUCCGCCGCGGGGAGCCACGCCGUCUCCGGCGACGGCGGAGACGCCAUGGGCCGCGUCGUCUGCAGCGGGAGCCCGAGCUCGUCCUUCUCCACGGGCACCUGCCAGCAGCACCCGGGCGUCGGCGGCGGCGAUCACCUCGGGGACGACGACCUGCUCUAUGUCCCUGACUACGCCUACGCUGACACCAGCGUGGUCGAGUGGUUUAGCCUGUAUGGUGGAAUGAUGUAAGCGAGCGAAGCGAUCAGUGAUGGUGUGUCGUCAGAUUAAUUCUAGCAGCUAGAGUCAUCACCGUGUCAUUGCUGUGUGCUGAUUUCUAAGUGUGCGUGUUUAAUUAUGUACAUAAACCAAGUUCUUAAUCAGUGGCAAAAAAAAUAGCCAGCUCGGUACUACCAGUACUUGAA
Molecule: messenger RNA, 1076 nt
Organism: Panicum hallii
Lineage: Eukaryota; Viridiplantae; Streptophyta; Magnoliopsida; Poales; Poaceae
Product: homeobox-leucine zipper protein HOX14-like
Exons: 3
Coding region: 205-903 (232 amino acids)
Biological process (GO): positive regulation of DNA-templated transcription
Cellular component (GO): nucleus
Molecular function (GO): DNA-binding transcription factor activity, RNA polymerase II-specific; sequence-specific DNA binding
Source: RefSeq, a predicted model, not a curated record